Castor canadensis (American beaver) is the source of this 4726-nucleotide messenger RNA. The record is from RefSeq and is a predicted model, not a curated record. Lineage: Eukaryota; Metazoa; Chordata; Mammalia; Rodentia; Castoridae.
GCAAACACGAAGAGAAACAACAGGAAGGUGGCAUUGUUUCCAAGAACUUCACAAAGAAAAUCCAGCUUCCUGCAGAGGUGGAUCCCGUGACGGUGUUUGCCUCACUUUCUCCAGAGGGACUGCUGAUCAUCGAAGCUCCCCAGGUUCCCCCCUACUCACCGUUUGGAGAAAGCAGCUUCAACAACGAGCUUCCCCAAGACAGCCAGGAAGUCACCUGUUCCUAAGACUCCAGUCUUGGCCCAUCCUUGUUCCUUCCCCAACCCCAACGCUUCUCCGAUUCCAGGGUACAUUAGUUUAGCUGAAUUCAGAUUUAGUGCAAUUCAAAAUGCUGGGGAAGGGGGGAAGGGGAGAAUGACCACAGAUUGCCUGGAUCAUGCCAUUAGUAGAUUUCUCCACAAGAGGGCGCAACUGGCAAGCCAUGCUUGGUUGCCUUAGAUCAAAAUACUGGGAGUUUUUCUUUCCUAUCUGGAUGAAAAAUUUGCACAUUCUUUAGUUGCAAAACAAAUUAGUGGGGACUUAACCAUUUCAUGUUGCAUCUAGCCUUGCAGCGAACGCAAGGGUUGCUUUUCUCUGGGGACCUCCCCAUCACUCAGAUUCCUGCCCUGGGCCCACUAUUCCCAUGUGUGCUACAUGGUUUGGUUGGCGGAGUCAUUGGUUCACCCAACUAUGUUUCCAAGCCCCUGACCCACAAAGGGCUACUGACAGUACUUACAUCUCCAUCCGGGUGUAUCUACCAACCACAUGCAAACAAAAUGUGCCUUCUGCCCUCCUGGACUCUUCCAGCAUGUGCUCGUGUUUCUCAACCUGGGACUCUCCAAGGACUCUGGGAGCCCCUCAGUUAAUUCUCUGGUUAAGUCCCCAUCUUUUUGUGUCCCCUAUGUCCAAGUCAGGAAUUUUACAGAGGGGGCUGUCUCCAGACAGCUGGAGCAGGAACCAAGCAAAGGCCAAGACAGCCUGGUAGACAGGCUAGUGGUUUUGUCUAUAUGGGUGGGAUGUGUGUGUCAUUGUUGUUUGACUUGUGCUGUUGUUUAGGGGGAAAUAACAGUAAAUAAUUACUAGUAACAAUAAUAAAGGAGCUGAAGUUCUUAGCUUUUUUUGUGCUUCUUUUAAUGAGAAACUAAAUACAAUUAUCACCGAGAUCUACAAUAUUAGUUAGAAUUAUCAUGGCCUCAAGUUAUAAUGCCUAAUGAAUAAGUAGGUUAAACAUGAAUCAUUAUUGUCUAACUUCACAAGAUGUUCAGAGGUAAGUUGUACAGAUGUUUCUUCAGUUGUUGUGCCACCAAGAUCCCAUCGUAUUUCCAUCAUGUUCCUCUGCCACCUUUCACAAAGCUACAUAGUCACAGUCUAUCUUCAUGGUUGCAAUAUGGCUGCAGUUGCUCCAAGCAUCUCAUUCUCAUAUGACAAUGUACAUGAAGAGAAGGCAAGGGUAAAGUCAUCUCAUCUGGCUCCUUUUAUCCGUGAGCAAAAUAUUUUCCAGAAGCUCCCCAUGGAAGACCAGGCCAAAGAGAACCAGACGGCCAUGAUGUACUUAGAUUUAUAUUGAUUUAUCCUUUGAGGCCACCUAAGUGGAGCAAGGUUCUGUCAGGAAGAAGGAGAAGAGCACAGCAGCUGUGAGGACAAUCAACAGUGCAGUGUCGGUCAUGAAGUUGAUGUGGCCAGGCCCAGAGAGUGGUAAGGAAAAGGGGUUUGUGGUGGGUGCAGCAGAGAAGGCCAGGAGAGGAGCUGCUUUCAGCUAUAUUGGGACUAGGGCUUUCAAGAUAUCAACAGGACUCAAUUCUCUCCAUCUGACAUGGCCCUUCAGUGUUGGCUUCACUGACAUCCCCACCUCCCCUGCUCCCACGCUUAAUGUCCCCUUGUCCUCUCAUUAAGUCACAAGGCCGCUGCAGUUACAACAUCCCCACAUCCUCCCACUGUCCAGUCCUGGGGGAGAAAAGCCACACUUUCCCCAUACCCUCUGCCUUACUCCUGAGAGCCAUUCUUAUUGGACCAGCUUGGGUCACAUGACCGUUCCUGAGCUAAGCACAGAUUGAGAAAUCAGUGUUUUGAUUGGCCAGGCCUGGGUCACAUGCUCCAUCCCUGGAGCCAAUCCCACUUCAUCCCCAUGAUACCCUAGCAAGUAGAUAAUUAAGACAGAGAGAGAAGUGGUUUUGGCAAGUCACAUGGUGACAAUGGCACUCAAAGCCAUAUGUUUGCUUUUGGAAGAUUUAAUGAGAAGCUACUGGGAUGUUUCUCCAGGACUCCCCCAAACCACACAAAGCUGGCAGGAUCAGUUUUUCCUGAGUACCUACUCUGCCCGGCUUGGUCCUGUUAGGAGCCAAGGACACAGCAAGCAGUGAGCAACAACCCCUCCCUUUAAGGGGCUCACAGCCCAGUGACAGGAAUGGGAACAGGCACAGGAAGAAUGUCUGACUCUCACUGAGUCCUUCCUGCCUCCUGAAAACCCUGCGAGGGCUCUACCUAUACCCUUACAUUUAAUCCCACUAUAAUUCUAUAAAGUCAGUCAACUUUUGUCCCUUAACAGAUAAGGAAACUGAGGCACUGGAAGGGUUAAGUGCACUGCCCCAAAUCACACACCUGGUAAGCAACAGGCCCAGGCAACCUGACUUUGGAAUCUUCUCUCUUAAUUGUUGUUCUUUUCUGCCUUUUGUCCAACAAAGCAAAAUGGAAAUGUGAUUUCACGAGUCCAUUUCAAUUGUGGGAAAAGAAGAGAGGAGAAAUUGCAGGCGACAGUGGGGAUCAGGAAUGGAUGGCUUCCCAGAGAAGAGCGGUUGGAGUCAGGCUGGAGAGUCAGGAACAAUUGUGAAACCUGAGCAAACAGGUAGGGUAGGAGGUGUCCCAGCAAAAGAAAACACACAAGCUGAGGAGAAAGGCAUGUUGCUUGGAAAUCUUUUGAUGGUGUCUCAUUGUUCAUUGGAUGGAGUCCAAACUUCUUUGUAAGACCCAGAGGCUACCAAUCUGUAGAAAAGCCAGGGGUGCCCUUUCUCCACUACAGUUCCCAUUCUCUCCCCUCCCAUCCUGCCCCACCUCACUUCUCUCUGCUUUUGUCACCAGACAAGCCUAUUUACUACCAUCAAGAAUUGGAUUGUUUGACUCUGUCUUUUCCAAGAAUGGCACCCCCACCCUCUUCACCCACUCAUUCUUUAGGGUCUCAGCUAGACCUCCCACAGGGCUGACCCCUCUCCCUUACCUCUAUCCCAACACAGUGCAUCCUGUGUAACAGUCUGGGUAUACAUGUAGCAGAAUAAUAACCAAUAACAGUAAAAAUAAUACAAACCAAAAUCUAUCCUAGCUUCUGUGCUUUUAAGGAAGAGAACAGGAAUUAAGUCUAGGGGAAAAUCCCUACUCAAAUAAUUUUUUUAACAAAUAUUUUCUGGGUACCACCUGGGCUGAGUAUUGGAAACCAUUUUUCCCCCCUUUUGAUGUGAGAGAACAGAAAAGCAGGUUGGUAUUUACAAGUUCAUCAAUUCUGGUCUUCCCCUACUAAUUAGAAAAACCUGAGUGGACAUGUCUUACAUAAAACGGUGCCCAGCCCAAGGGGAUGGAGGACCACAGGGGCCUGAUCAAAGGAAUGAGCGGGCUUGCUACGGCACCAUGUCCCACCAGCUUGUUGAGCAGCUGGACCAUAGCACAAGCUGACCAGUCAAGAAUGCCAGGUGACAUUUUAGACCUGGAAACUAAAAAUCUGGUGCGUGAGAUUCCAUGUUGAAUUAUUCCAUCAUGAUACAAAAGUCAUAUACAACCCACUUUAGGGGUGUCAUACACCCUCAGAUGCUUUGUGUGAAUGUCUUGUGAGGUAGGAGGAGGUGGCAUUUGAGGACACCCCAGAACAAGGUAAAUGAAGGGGGAAGUUCUUCCUGAGAAAGGUGGAGUAAGAAGGCGCCUGGGUCUUUUUAGGCAUCGGGGAUCUCUCCAGGAGGGCCUUUCAUAGGAGGUGUUAGUCACUUUUACUUAAGUAUCUUAGGACGGCAUGCUUUUGCCAGAUACCUGGAUUGUCCCUUGCUAGGCUGCAGGUCUCAUGAAUGCAGAGGUCCCAUCUUGGGUUUCUGUACUGAGUCUCUAACUCCUACCACAGUGCCUGCCUCUUAGGAAGCGUUUGACACUUGCCAAUGUACAAAGGAAUGUACUGAACAAAUUACAUCCAAAUUCUUUUCUACUUCCUGGAAGUCCUGCCUGGCCCUGUCACCUCUCCGGCUUCACCUCCCACAGCUCCCUCUUUUGUCCCUACAUACAGGCAUCCUUUCUCUCUCACAAACACACUCUGGCCAUUCCCACCCCAGGACCUUCGCACUUGCCAUUUCUUUGGUUGCAAACACUUCACCCCUAGCUCUUUGCUUAGCUGACACAUCAUAAUUUCCUCAGGUCUCCUCCCAAAUUCUACUUCCCUAAUCCUGCUCCUGCUUGCUCAAGUCCUGCGUCUCUUGAAACCUCAUAAUAGCUAUGUCCGAUCGCUGACUGUUAAAUACACCACACUGUGUUACUUCCUUCAAAGCACUUGUCAGAAUUGUGUUUUUGUGGUGGCAAACUCCAUGCAUGUUGAAAUUUAAGCUUCCCUCAGUAUAUGUCAUUUGUAGAAAUGUAUCAUAAAAUGCAAACUCCAAAAGGGUAAGGAUUUUCUCUUCUGUGUUGUUCAAUAUUCUUUUAUGCUCAGGGCAAAGUUUUGGCACAUUGAAGACAAUACUUAUUGAAUGAGUGAGUAAAUGAAUGAACAAAGGAAUGAAAGAAGGAA